GAAGUAGAAUUUCAACCCCUUUAGCUACGCCCCUGUACCACCUGUUGUUGUUUUGUUUGCGGUGCAAACUGUUAUCAAACCGCAAACAGAUAACAUUUAAUUGCAGCAAUAUGAGAAAAGCCAGCAACAUCAUGCGUUUAGUGCUACUGCAAUUAAGAGGUUCGAAGGACAAGGUGGCCAAUGUCCAAAAUGCUGCUAGUAAAAUCGAGGCAGCGGUCAAGGAGCACAAGCCCCGAUUGAUCACCUUGCCGGAGUGCUUCAACGCUCCCUAUGGAACCAAGUACUUUAGGGAGUAUUCCGAGAGCAUCCCCGAUGGAUAUACUUCUCAGCAGCUUUCGAAUCUUGCUAAGAAACACCAGGUUUAUAUAGUGGGCGGAACAAUCCCAGAGCUUGGUGAAAACGAUGCCAUUUAUAAUACCUGUACGGUUUGGUCUCCCACUGGUGACCUGAUAGCUAAGCAUCGUAAGAUGCAUCUGUUUGAUAUCGACGUUAAGGGUGGCAUUCGUUUCAAGGAAUCGGAAACCCUCUCCGCAGGUAAUGACUUCACAACCAUUGAUAUAGAUGGACACAAGAUUGGCAUCGGCAUCUGCUACGACAUCCGUUUCGAGGAAAUGGCCAGGCUGUAUCGAAACGCUGGCUGUGAGAUGAUCAUCUAUCCAGCUGCCUUCAACAUGACCACAGGACCUCUUCAUUGGGAGCUCCUGCAGAGAGCCCGUGCCAACGACAACCAGCUUUUUGUGAUAACCACUUCACCAGCCAGAGAUACAAGCGCUGAGUAUGUGGCUUAUGGUCAUUCCAUGGUUGUGGAUCCCUGGGCCAAGGUGCAACAGAGUGCCAGCGAUGGAGAGGAGACCGUGGUUUCAGACAUAGAUUUCUCCCUGGUAGAGCAAGUGCGACAGCAGAUUCCUGUUUUUGGUCAACGACGUUUGGAUCUGUACGCUACGGAAAAGAAAUCAAAUUAAAGGAUUUCAACAAAAAUCUUUAAGCCUGAAGAUUAUUUGGCUUAAGCCACGAAAAGAAGUUAUGUUUGCAUUUAUGUUUGUUGAUUGUAUAUAAAAUUUAUGAUAACUUUACAAAA
This is a messenger RNA of Drosophila eugracilis, 1078 nucleotides long. Its product is annotated as omega-amidase NIT2-like. Gene Ontology annotation, molecular function: omega-amidase activity. Gene Ontology annotation, cellular component: mitochondrion. The coding region runs from base 111 to 962 and encodes 283 amino acids. The transcript is spliced from 2 exons. NCBI's taxonomy places the organism in Eukaryota, Metazoa, Arthropoda, Insecta, Diptera, Drosophilidae. Gene Ontology annotation, biological process: L-glutamine metabolic process; oxaloacetate metabolic process. The record is from RefSeq and is a predicted model, not a curated record.